Molecule: messenger RNA, 2288 nt
Organism: Dipodomys spectabilis (banner-tailed kangaroo rat)
Lineage: Eukaryota; Metazoa; Chordata; Mammalia; Rodentia; Heteromyidae
Gene: Fam117a
Product: family with sequence similarity 117 member A
Exons: 8
Coding region: 23-1363 (446 amino acids)
Source: RefSeq, a predicted model, not a curated record
CAGGCGGGUGGCCGGGAGGGUGAUGGCAGGGGCCGCAGCAGGCGGCAGGGGCGGAGGUUCCUGGGGGCCGGGGCGCGGAGGGGCCGGGGGACUCCGGCGGGGCUGUUCUCCACCAGCCCCCGCCGGCUCCCCCAGGGCUGGGCUGCAGCCGCUCAGGGCCACAGUCCCCUUCCAGCUGCAGCAGCCGCACCAGCGCCGGGACGGGGGUGGCCGUGCAGCCAGUGUCCCAUGUUCGGUGGCCCCAGAAAAGUCAGUGUAUAGGCCUCAGCCACCCCAGGUCCGACGAACAUUCUCCCUGGACACCAUCCUCACUUCCUACCUUCUGGGCCAGUGGCCACGGGAUACCGAUGGGGCCUUCACCUGCUGUACCAAUGACAAGGCCACCCAGACACCCCUGUCCUGGCAAGAGCCGGAAUGUGAGCAGAUCAGCUCCUCCACCCACAAGCGCUCAGCAUCCUGGGGUAGCACAGACCACCGAAAAGAGAUCACCAAAUUGAAGCAACAAUUGCAGAGGACGAAGCUGAGCCGCAGUGGGAGGGAGAAGGAACGGGGUUCUCCCAUCCAAGGGGACCAUGCUGUGCGGGGAUCGGUGAGAAUGGCCUCUCCUAGCUUCUCCUCAGGAUCCCCUGUCUUGCGACUUAGCCCCUGUCUGCACAAGAGCCUAGAAGGACUCAACCAAGAGCUGGAGGAGGUGUUUGUGAAGGAGCAGGGUGAAGAGGAGCUUCUGAGAAUUCUUGAAGUCCCUGAUGGGCACCGGGCACCAGCUCCUCUGCAGAGGGACAGCUGCGAUCAUCCUCUCCUCCUCCUGGAGCCAGGCAACCUUGCCAGUUCUCCCUCCACAGCCCUGGCAUCCCCCCAGCCUUCUGGGCAGGCUAGUCUUGAGGAGCUGACAUCCUUCCCCAGUGACAAAGCUUCCUCUCUGGGUCACCCAGCCUUCCUUGAAGAUGGCAGCCCGUCUCCAGUCCUUGCCUUUGCUGCCUCCCCUCGGCCCAAUCACAGCUACGUCUUCAAGCGGGAGCCCCCAGAAGGCUGUGAGAGAGUGCGUGUGUUUGAAGAGGCCGCGUCCCCAGGUCCUGAUCUGGCCUUUCUGACUUCCUGUCCUGACAAGAACAAAGUCCAUUUCAAUCCAACCGGCUCAGCCUUCUGCCCUGUCAGUUUGAUGAAGCCCCUCUUCCCCAGCAUGGGUUUCAUCUUCCGCAACUGCCCCUCAAAUCCAGGAUCUCCUCUUCCUCCUGCCAGCCCCAGGGCACCACUUCGGAAGGAUCCAGAGGCUUCCAAGGCCUCCCCACUGCCAUUCGAGCCAUGGCAGCACAACCCGCCAUCAGAAGAGUCUGUACUUUUCCAGAGCUCCUUGGUAGUCUGAGGGGACCCCCUCCACACAUGCACAUACUUUGCUACGGAGACCAGUGCCUUGGUGGCAGGCCUUUCUUUAGCUCCCUGAGUUGAGGGAUGGGAAGUCCUUUCCCUCUCGACCUUCGAGCACUUUCGUUUAUUGUGUCAAAGCCCUGAGUCCUCUUUCUGAUGGAUAUGAGCCUCUCUGAAUGUGAGGGGACUUGCUUUCUCCAUUAGCAGCUGGGCAACUCAAAACUCAACACCUGUGUACCUGCCACUUCCCUCAUUUGAUGGAAACUCACCUAGGUCCUGAGUCCCCCACCCCAGGGUGUGAGUCCAGUUGAAUUAGAGUAGGCUCUUGCUGGCAUGGAGCAGGCUGGCUGUGACUGAGGGGGAGGGGAUGUCACAGCUUUCUUCCUACUCCACCUCUAGAGACACAGAAGAGCAGAUCAGAAGAUAAGUACCCAUCCUCAUGCCUCCCUCCUCUUGGAGACUGACCAAAGCGGCCCUAAAGGGCCAUAACACUUGACCAAUUCAGCUGCUGGCAGUGCGGGGAACCAAAUGUUUUCCCAAGUGGCAUUUCAUCUCACCCUCACCCUGACUAAAGAUUGUCUUAAGCAGCAGCCCAGCUCCCCGGUGUGUGGUGGAGGAAGAGGGAGAGCGAGUGUUCCUUCAGGUGACAGUGGUAGCUCCAAACCCUCCACCGGUCCCAGGGCUGGGCUGGAUUAGAAAAAUGCCUAUUUUUCUUGUAUCGAUGUAGAACUCUAUUUUCUCCCAAAGACACUAUUUUUGCAGCUGUUUGAAGUUUGUAUAUUUUCCAUAUUGCAGAGCUUACACACAAUUGAAGAAGAAUGUUAAUGUUUGAGUUUUCUUAUCUUGUGUUUAGAAGUUGUUGUUGGUUUUUUUUUUUUUGUGCAGAUCUUGUUAAUAGACCAAAUAAAUAAGUAUUCCCAGCA